Molecule: messenger RNA, 2801 nt
Organism: Sorex fumeus (smoky shrew)
Lineage: Eukaryota; Metazoa; Chordata; Mammalia; Eulipotyphla; Soricidae
Gene: C1S
Product: complement C1s
Exons: 12
Coding region: 277-2382 (701 amino acids)
Biological process (GO): complement activation; proteolysis
Cellular component (GO): extracellular region
Molecular function (GO): calcium ion binding; serine-type endopeptidase activity
Source: RefSeq, a predicted model, not a curated record
ACUUCAGACAUGCACACUGGGCUGGAGAAUCCCGGGAACAGAACCCGGGACGGCCGCGCAGAGCUGCGUCCCGCUCUGGGCUCUGCAAUCCCGGGAACCACCAACCUUGCCCACCAUGCCCGCCGGCCAGAGCGAGGGGAUUGGCCCACUUAUUGCCGGCUACUUCUGAAGGUGACACGGAACCCCAGGUAACCCCUGACCACCCAGGCAGGAGCCUGUGUUUGUUAGAUAAAUUUAGCUCCAAAGUCCAGAGCGGCAGAGAGCCAGGACCAAGAGAUGGGCCACUCACCAAGGACAGACACAAGGCCAGAGAUGUGGUGCAUUGUCCUAUUUGCCUUGUUGGCACGAGUCUCUGCUGAGCCCACCCUGUAUGGGGAGAUCCUGUCCCCUAACUACCCUCAGAACUACCCCAAUGAUGUGGAGAAAGUUUGGGAUAUAGAAGUUCCCGAAGGAUAUGGGAUCCAUCUCUACUUCACCCAUCUGAACAUUGAGCUGUCGGAGAACUGCGAGUAUGAUUCAGUGCAGAUCAUGGUAGGGAACCAUGUAGAAGGAAAGCUCUGCGGACAGAGGAGCAGCAAAAACCCCAAGUCCCCGAUUGUGGAAGAGUUCCAGGUCCCUGUCAAUCAGCUCCGGGUGAUCUUCAGGUCCGACUUCUCCAAUGAAGAGCGUUUCACGGGCUUUGCUGCCUAUUACGUGGCCGUGGAUUUAAAUGAAUGCACAGACUUCGCUGAUUUUCCUUGCAGCCACUUCUGCAACAACUUCAUUGGGGGUUACUUCUGCUCCUGCCCACCCGAAUACUUCCUUCAUGAUGACAUGAAGAGUUGUGGAGUCAACUGCAGUGGGAAUGUCUACACUGAGCUGACUGGGGAGAUCACCAGUCCCAAUUACCCCAAUUCAUACCCAGAGAACUCAAGGUGUGACUAUCAAAUCCGACUGGAAGAGGGGUUCCGAGUGGUAGUGACGGUGCAGAGAGAAGAUUUUGAUGUGGAACCAGUUGAUUCGGAGGGCAACUGCCCUGACAAUUUAAUUUUUGUUUCAGGAGAUCAGCAAUUUGGUCCUUACUGUGGUGAUGGAUUCCCCGGGCCACUAAAAAUUGAAACCAAAAGGAAUACCCUUGAUGUUUUCUUCCAAACUAACCAAAUGGUGGAAAAAAAGGGCUGGAGACUUCGUUAUCAUGGAGAUCCAAUUCCCUGUCCGAAGAGGAACAUUGCCAAUUCUGUCUGGGAGCCUGCAAGGGACAAGUAUGUGUUCAAAGACGUGGUGAGAAUAACCUGCCUGGAAGGAUUCGAAGUUAUUCAGGGAAGUGUUGGCUUGACCUUUUUCCAUUCUACGUGUCAAAGCAACGGGCAAUGGAGCAAUUCCCAUCUGCAGUGUGAACCGGUGGACUGUGACCUUCCCACUCCCAUUCGGAAUGGUAACGUUGAAGAACCUGAAGACACUUUAUUUGGUUCUGUCAUUCGCUACACGUGUGAAGAGCCAUAUUACUACAUGGAAAGUGAAGGAAAUGGCGAGUAUCACUGCGCUGCCAACGGGAGCUGGGUGAACGAGGAUCUGGGCACGGAGCUGCCACAAUGCGUCCCAGUGUGUGGCGUUCCCCAAAAGGUCUUUGCGGGCAUACAGAGGAUAGCUGGAGGAGCCCCAGCCGAGAUCCAAAACUUCCCCUGGCAAGUCUACUUUCCACCCCCUAUGAAAGCCGGCGGGGCCCUCAUCGACGAGUACUGGGUGCUGACGGCUGCCCACGUCGUGGAGGGGAGCAGUGACUUGCAAAUGUACAUGGGGACCACCUCGGUGGUCCUCUCGCGGUUGAAGAACGCCCAGGUGCUCACUGCUGAGCGUGUGUUCAUUCACCCAGGCUGGAAAGCCGUCGAGGACAUAAAUGCACGGAAGGAUUACGACAAUGACAUUGCACUGGUGCGGCUGAGAGACCCAGUGAAGAUGGGACCCACUGUCUCCCCUAUCUGUCUCCCAGGCACCUCCUCAGAAUACGACCCCCCAGUGGGGGCUCUGGGCUUGAUCUCAGGCUGGGGCCAGACAGAGAAAUACUCCAAUGGUGUUUUCAAACUCAUGGCUGCCCAGUUGCCAAUAGCUCCCUUAGCCAAGUGCCAACAACACCUCAGGGCGACACAUCCUAGAAGCACCUAUGUCUUCACCGAGAACAUGCUCUGUGCCGGAGGAGAGAAAGGUGUGGAUAGCUGUAAAGGGGACAGUGGGGGGGCUUUUGCUCGGCAGGUUCCCGAUGUAGAGACCCCCAAGUUCUAUGUCGCUGGCCUGGUGUCUUGGGGCUCUGAGUGUGGGACAUACGGUCUCUACACACAUGUGCAGAAAUACCUGGGUUGGAUCAUGAAGACCAUGCAGGAAAAUAGUCGGCCUGCUGAGGAUUAAUCUGUGGGCACGCCAUGACCCUGCCUCAUCUCUUGCUUUCCGUUCUCUUGAUAUUUCCACGGUUCCACCGUGACUGAGAGAAGGCACAGAAGAAAGUUCUUUGGCUGCGAUUGAGGGGGCAGGAGCUGGAAGUAUCUUAUGGUGACCUUGGGCAGGUUGAUCAGUGGGAGGUCUGGGUGUGUGGGGUUCUCUGCUGAGUACCCCUGUGGAUCACAACACGGGAGUCUGGUAUUAUUAGUCCACGGUGGCAGGGGGUGUGGAUGGGGGAUUUCCCUUUCCUGAUGAGUGAGGGCCUGGUGUUCUAAUUCUGACUCUGAAAUUUAUGCUUAAUUGCUUUGAUUCUCCUUUACCUGCUUAAACUUCUGUUUACAUUAUCAUUCUCAGUUGUCUGAGAUAAUAAAACAUGUUUAUCAACCCGU